Cylicostephanus goldi is the source of this 225-nucleotide messenger RNA. NCBI's taxonomy places the organism in Eukaryota, Metazoa, Nematoda, Chromadorea, Rhabditida, Strongylidae. The record is from the annotation of a GenBank genome assembly.
AUGUUGCAUCUUGCUGCAGUACAGAUUCGGCCUUAUGACCUUGCUGAGGGAGAUCGUAGCACCGAUCGACCGAAUUGUCGCCUGAGUCCAGUCCACGUCCCGGAGUCCGCUCAGCGUGAUUACUGCUCCGAGACCGGAGGAGGGCUUGCGCUGAAAGCAAGCCUGUCGACUACAUCGAACAUUAACAUACCAGUAGGUUGUUCUGCGGACGUGAUAACAGCGUAA